CUAAAUACAUCGAUAACGGUUUUUUUCCGAAACCGAUUUCUGAACAAAUUUCUGCUCUCCGUAGAACUGGAAAAAAGAUCUUGCAUAUCUCGUAUGUAUCUCUUUGGAACCCAUUCGUGCAUUUCUUAAUCAACAUAUUGCAUACAUUCUGCCAAAUCGUCCAUAUUAAUAAUAUAUUUAACAAAACGUGUGAAUAACAAAUGGUAAUUAUCAGCUCAACUAUGACAGAAGGUUUGGCGCCAGAAUGGUUAGGUUAGAAAAACACACUCAAGGGUCCUAUACUCCACACUCAAGUCCAAGUCGCCCUUACACGUCAGCUGAUCUCAAAGUGACUACUAUAAAACGCAUUUUUCAUCAUGACAGUCACUUGAGUGUUCAGUGUCACUUGAGAGCCGUCUAUAAAUACGGCCAUCAGGUACCCCAGGACCGGUCUUGCAGGAUAGUUGUCUUCAUCUAUGGGACCGGUUAGUCAACACUCAACACGUUUCCAGCGUGGGUGCUGAUUUGCAUUUGUUGCUAGGCGUCUUUCUGACAUCAGAGAAAGUCGCUGUUUCUUGCACAUUUUUUGCUUUCUGCCACCAAUAAUUUGUUUUAACAUGUGUUUAAGACCUUAUCGUGUGCCAAUCAGUGCGAUGAAAGAUGUUCUAGACGGUAAGCUUCGGCAUUACUAAAAUUAUUUACAUAUUGAUUGCUGGAUGACGCCAACAUGGUGUCCACUUCCUAGAGAUGAAAAUUUGAGAAGAAUUUGGAUCAGGCGGGUUGGAUGUGAGCAUUUAUUGGCAAAAUUGAAAUUUUGUAGUGUAUUUAUGUGCUCUAGACGUUUCCACGAUGUGUGUUUCAACAACUCCCUACAAAAUACCUCCCAGUUUGUAGGAAUUUUUGAUAGAAUAAAAACGUGCAAGGAUACAAUAAAAACGUUCCAAGGUGCAGCUUCCAUAGAGAAUAGCUUCUAUCGAGACAGUAUACCACCUGCUAAAGGAUGUAUAACUCCCGGGAAAAAUCAAGAUGAUAUUCGUGUGGCUGUUCGGGAGUCCAACACCAUUUCGACCCAUACGAGUAUAUUGGAGUCCGUACUUAAGCCAGGAAAAGCAUAUCCUGAGAAAAGACGCUUGGUGCAAUCCAUAGCCGAACUGUGCGAUAUUCCUGGACCAUCGCAUGAAUAUGUUCAUGUCACAUCAAAUAUCGCCACAAUUCCGGGGAAGUACUAAUUGCUCCUAAAUCCAAAAAAAAAUGUUUAUUUCCAUACAUCUACACCUACUAGAAAUUGGUGAUAGCCCCGUAUGGUCACAAUGUAGAAUGACCGAGGAAACCUACCUACCACCUAUUAGAGAUGGCAGACUCCCCAUCUCUGAUGAUCUCCUCGGAGGCGCCUCCUUAGAGCCUCUACACUCUCCCGGGUCGAAUUGUCUUUCUUGAAGUGGCGACGGAUCUUUGCCUUUGUGCAUCGGGUCCCCCUACAAUACUACUUCUACUACUACUUUUUACAAAAAGUUGCCAGUUGGACUAACUUAAACAAAUAAAAAAAAUAAAACAGAUUAGUAGAUCUU
Messenger RNA from Dendroctonus ponderosae (mountain pine beetle), 1547 nucleotides. RefSeq lists its product as uncharacterized. The transcript is spliced from 5 exons. NCBI's taxonomy places the organism in Eukaryota, Metazoa, Arthropoda, Insecta, Coleoptera, Curculionidae. The coding region runs from base 696 to 1208 and encodes 170 amino acids. The record is from RefSeq and is a predicted model, not a curated record.